AUGUGGAAAUUUGUAGACGAUGUCUCAUCUUCUGAAAAUCUUACAUCGAACAGCUUCUCGGUCACUCAGUCAACUCUUGAUUCUAUCGAUUCAUGGGCAACUUACAAUUGUAUGAAAUUGAAUGCCAAAAAGUGCAAAGAGCUCCGGGUUUCCUUUCUUAAAGAAACUCCGCAGCUACCAUCUUUGACAAUUGUUCGUCACGUAGUAGAAACGGUACAAUCGCACAAAGUGUUGGGUUUAAUUAUUCAAAACAAUCUUAAAUGGGACGAGCAAAUUCGAUCAAUCAUCACCAAGGCCUCCAAACGGUUAUACGGUCUUCGGGUAUUAUGCCGCGGUGGUGUCCCUCCUGCUGAUCUUACCAACAUAUACUUCGCGCUUAUUCGUUCUAUUCUGGAAUACUGUUGUGAAGUAUGGAAUUACGCGAUACCUCGCUAUCUGUCUGACGAACUGGAAAGAGUACAAAAGCGUGCCAUGCGCAUUAUCUUUCCUUGCCACUCAUACGACGAAGCUCUCCAAUUGGCUAAUUGCACAAGACUUAGCGACAAGCGAAACGAAACCUGUAUAAAUACCUCACAGAAGAUUGCUAAACGA
Molecule: messenger RNA, 591 nt
Organism: Paramuricea clavata
Lineage: Eukaryota; Metazoa; Cnidaria; Anthozoa; Malacalcyonacea; Plexauridae
Source: the annotation of a GenBank genome assembly